Molecule: messenger RNA, 946 nt
Organism: Aplosporella prunicola CBS 121167
Lineage: Eukaryota; Fungi; Ascomycota; Dothideomycetes; Botryosphaeriales; Aplosporellaceae
Exons: 2
Coding region: 65-730 (221 amino acids)
Biological process (GO): L-histidine biosynthetic process
Molecular function (GO): imidazoleglycerol-phosphate dehydratase activity
Source: RefSeq, a predicted model, not a curated record
AUCAUCAUCAUCUCCCGCAUUCCCAAUUGCCCCGCAAAAAAAGAAAAUACCCAACACCGUCACCAUGGCCGACAGAGUCCGCUCAGCUACGCUUAACCGCGACACCAACGAGACCAAGAUCCAGCUCAGCCUGAACCUGGACGGCGGCCCAUUGGAGUCAGCCGACGGCAACGGCGAGGAAAAGAGCCAUGCGGCCCAGGCCACCAAGAGCCAGCACAUCGACGUCGACUCGGGCAUUGGCUUCCUGGACCACAUGCUGCACGCGCUGGCGAAGCACUCGGGGUGGAGCCUGAAGCUGCGAUGCCGCGGCGACCUGCACAUCGACGACCACCACACGGCCGAGGACACGUGCAUCGCGCUGGGCCAGGCAUUCAAGCAAGCCCUCGGCGGCACGACCGGCCUCGCCCGCUUCGGCAGCGCCUACUGCCCGCUGGACGAGGCGCUGUCGCGCGCCGUCAUCGACCUGUCCAACCGGCCCUACAGCGUCAUCAACCUGGGCCUGCGCCGCGAGAAGAUCGGCGACCUCAGCACCGAGAUGCUGCCGCAUUGCUUGCAGUCGUUUGCGCAGGGCGCUGGCGUCACUCUGCACGUCGACUGCUUGCGCGGCGAUAACGAUCACCACCGCGCUGAGUCUGCGUUUAAGGCCCUGGCCGUCGCGAUUCGCCAGGCUACGAGCAGGGUUGCUGGUAGGGAGGGCGAGGAGCCUAGCACCAAGGGCGUGUUGUAUUAGGUGCUCGGGGUGGGGAUGCAUACGGCAUGGGUUGGGCGUUUUAGAGGGUAAAUGAUGAGGCUAUUGUCUAUCUGCGGGCUUUUUACUACUUGCAUACCUGGUCGCAGAAAACUGAAAUACUAGCACAGCCAGAUCUAUAUAUAUAACAGGGAACGUCCUCAAAGAUCACACGGGAGAUUCAUAAGCUGCUUACUUUGAAUCAUAAACAGAACAAAC